Molecule: messenger RNA, 3209 nt
Organism: Cottoperca gobio
Lineage: Eukaryota; Metazoa; Chordata; Actinopteri; Perciformes; Bovichtidae
Product: ermin-like
Exons: 2
Coding region: 954-1886 (310 amino acids)
Biological process (GO): regulation of cell shape; morphogenesis of a branching structure; actin filament organization
Cellular component (GO): extracellular exosome; myelin sheath; filopodium
Molecular function (GO): actin filament binding
Source: RefSeq, a predicted model, not a curated record
CCUCACUUUGUUUGUGGCACAUAACUGCCUCUUUCAAAAAAGAUGGAUUAUGAAGAAGUGUAUUGCAUUCAGACAGCGUUCACAUCCGUUACUGAAGUAAAAGUCCUAAAAAAACAAAUUUAAAAAUAAAGGUUGUGCCUUCAAAAUUCUAUCCAACUAAAAGUCGGGAACGUGUACGAGCAAGUAAGUAAGUUCACAAAGCUCUGCAGUAAAAUAUCCCCAUAUGACUGAUAUGUUUGUAACUACCGAUGCAUCAGUAUGUGUAGGCAGCCUAUUACUAGUGUAGCUUGCAGUUUGGACAUUUAGUCCUGUGGUCCCGGAUUGGGCCGCUCCAAAGGGUCACAAUAUAAAUCAUGAGACAUGAUUAAUGCAGGAAAAUCCACAAAUCUGUAUUCUUUUUUUUUUUUAUGUUAUUAUAUCAGCAUUUUAGUUGCUUUACUUAAGAUGCAAAUGUAUUUAAAUGGGAUGAAGACAUGAAGAGGGCUUAGCUCCAGCACGUGUACACAAAACACUGCUGGUUCAGGCAGUGAAACACUGUAAAGAAAACCUAUAGAAGAAUGUUAAUCCAGAAAUGUUACAGAAUGAAGGUGGUCACCCAGCAGAGAUUAUCAAAGAAGGAGUACAAUCACUUCAUGCAGAUGCCAGAGUCACAAAGAGUCUUUGUUAGGGCCACAACAAAACCCCUGUUAUUCUGUGUUUCAACACGCACACAGAAUGACAUGGUACUAGCACUCGAGAGCUGGACCUUGCACUGCUGACUGAAACGCAGGAUGGAUUCUUUCUUUAACCUCUUUGACAAUGUCGGAUAAGAAGUAUUUUGGUAAUGCUGCAGCAAGCGAUGUGACGAUGCGAAGUCUGAGGUUGCUUAAAUUUUGAUUCAACAAAUAAUUUGCAAAAAAAGAGCAUUGAAGCUCGACUAUUUUCUAUAUCAUAGGCGAAAGAAAAACACACCGAUGGAGAUCGAGUCAAGCGUAAUGCCUCCAAAGGCCCCGAGGCUCACAGUAGAAGAAGAUGCACUGGCCUCCCAGGUACUGGAGAUCAUCGGUGGGAUCAGUCGUGAGGCCCUGCAGACCCUGGAGGAAUCUGAAGAAAGAGAUGUGUGGUCAAUGGAGGAGGGGGAUGACUCUGUCUUCUACAGUGACGAUGACCAAGCUCAUCAGGAAGCUAACACAUCGUGUGGUUUUGGUGCCAACAAGAGCAAGCCUCUUGUCAACAGUGUGGCAACUGAUGAGGAUGAUCCAUGGGAAGAAUCCAUUAUUGACGAAGAAAGUUUAGAGUUGGCGGAGGAAGUGACUCAGCACGUUAUUCUGACUGAUCAAGAAGAAGAACGGCAAGAAGUCAAAAUACUAAAAACUGAACCUAUGGAUCAGACAGAUCCUGCAGAUCCAGGAGCACAGUCUAAACUUACUCCAGAGAAGUCAUUGAGCACCUGUGGAGAACAUCUAAAGCGCACAAUUGCAGACAUGCAAACAGAGCAAAAUAUAUCAUCAGAAAAAGCCAAUCUACCAGUUGAGAAGGAAGAAGUGACACCAAACCUUGAACCCUCUGAUGUAACUAGUGAGGAGAGUAAUACAAGGCUGAAUGGGGAGGCAGACGUCCCGGAGCAGAUGUCUAAUGCUGAACUCCAGAUAUCAGGUGACAGGCAGCUUCAGGUGCAGCCAAAGCAGGAGCAAAACUUCCACGUCCCUGUGGGGUUUUAUCAAAACUCCAGUCCAGGCUACUCUACUCUGCCUCUGCCGAAGAAAUCCUAUGGCAGCGACGACCACCAGAAGUCCUUCAACCACCUCUCUUCCUCCAAAUACGGUACCGUGUCCUACCGCAAGAUCCGCAAAGGCAACACCCGGCAGAAAAUAGAGGAGUUCGAGUGCAUGAUCACGAAUUUGUAAGAAGAUGGUAUCAAUGUUUUUUUCUCAUGAAAAUUAAACCUGCUGGACAACAUAUACAUAACAAAGCUGAUUGCACAUCUUUACCAUGUGAUAGAGUUUACCUAUUUAUUUGUUCUAAAAUCUACUUGUACAUAGUACACGUAGUAACUCUUCAGGUCACACCAGAUUUACAAAUGUAGUGUGUAGUGCGAGUACUACUUAUAUCAGCUGUGUAGUAUCUGAUGGAGAGUAAUGCUGUACAACCAUCUCGUAAUGUACUUUAUGUUUUUCAUUUGAUGGUUUCAGGAUGAAAACAUCUUGUUAUGUAAGGCAGGUAUUUGAGCAGCUGAUUACACAGAAUAAGACGCUCAGGGCUUUAUAAUCUUACUAGCUAUAAUAACUAAGAUGUUGUUUGGUAUUAGAGCUUCAGUAUCUUAACCUCUAGUAUUAGGGUAAGUAUUUUCGAGUGAUUAACUAAACAUACAUACUUACAUGUUUUAGUAAUGGCUAGUGGAUAAAACACAAUAAAGAGAUAUCUUUAACAAAAUCUUUUUAUUUGUACUUUCUUAAGAAAAUGCAUUUCCAUCAGUAUGUGGUUAAAGGGUUUGAUAACAGGCCACACAAUCAUGAUAUCACAGGUUUAUUGCGUGUUUUGAACCAACACUUCCCUCUAGUGACAAGAAGAAAUUCAUACAAAUGGACAGUUUUCACAACAAAACCUGCACCGAAAUAAUGCGGCUUUUAAAGGUUCAAUGUUGUAGUAGUUUGGUAUAUGUAUUGUAUUCUGAUUUGUUCUUGAUGUUGUGUAUCGCAUUUGCUGUGGCUGAGGUCAGAACCUUUCACCAGAUAUCUCUGCAACACAUCACAUUGAGGUCUUUGACCUAACGCCAACACUGUAAUCUCUUCACAUUCUGUUGUUAACGUUAAUUGUUUUAAGUUUAAAUUCUGGCAUGUCUUACACAUUGAACCUUUAAAACCAUAGAAGCAUCUGUUUUAGCCAUGUGCCUCAUCAAACAUAAAAGUAUGCAACAUCUGAAAAAGAAGAUGUCUCGCUGAAAAUAUGCGAUACGUUUAAUACAAAUGUAUACAUUCUAUAUUACAUGCAAUCCCAGUCCCAGCAGAACAAACACAAGAUGAAAAUCUUUUUUAAAUUUUUUACAUCUGUUAAUUUUAAGAGGCACUGUUUAUGUUUGGCAGUGAAUUAUGUUGUGCUCAAUAUAGAGUGUUCUUCCAUAGACGUUCACCUGAAUCCCUUUAACAAACUCCGGUCCAAACCGUUCUGGAACAGAGAGAGGAUGCUCUCUUUCUUGUGGCACAUGUGUUUAAAACUCAAAGUCAGUCCAU